AUGCUUGGCGGCGAUGCACUAUUAAAUCUUCAACAACUGGUAGAGAAUUAUGCAGAAAAUAUCAUAAACUUGAUUUCGUCCUCUUUGCAUAAACUUACGGAAACAUGCAGUGAUGUUGCAGAAUUUUACUCCAAUCCCCAAAACUGGGGUUCCUUCAAUUGUAUAUCUCGGCUUGACGAAGGCCUCGCACAACUACCCAAUACUGCAAUUUCCGACAUCAUUGAACAUAUCAACAUGGAAACUUCCAGGCAGCUGCUUCAAGUUGCUCUCAACGAUGUUAAUAAUGCUGAACGAGAUAUUGAGCAUUUCACGAAAAGCAUUCAAGAUAUUCAAAAUGCCUCACUUAACCGUCUACUUCAAUUCCGGCAUCGUGAGGCUCUUCAAAUCAUUCCACUAGGCAGACUGCGCUCCUGGGCAUGUGAUGUGAUGAAGGCGGGACGUCGGAGUUUGGGCGAGGGUGGAUCGACGAUAUACGCAUCAGUGGCAAGGUGCGCUCGUCUUCGCAGGCGCUUCUCGCGCCUUUUCUCCCUCGCUCGCGCCGCCCACGCCCUCAUUCAGCGUCUGGCCGAACUUCAACACCCCGAACUUGCCUGUCUGGAGCAGGAUCUUAUGCGCAUUCGCCUCCAGCUAACUCUCCGGCUUAAGCAAAAUGGCCACGAAGCUGUUGGGCCAGAUGGGGACACGGAUGCCCCUGCCCUCUGUAGUAAUACGGAACAAUUGUUCAAACGGUUUAAAAACGUGGGUUCGACUGCAGCUUCCAGUGUUAUCUACGGAAAGAUCUACGAAAGUCUUCAACGCCUUGCAGAAAACAUGUCAGACUUGAUUAUGGUUCUAUCACAAGAAACCUCGGGUGAGUUCCUCUCUAUCCACGCAGACCGUCGCUCUUUAGGUCUUUCAACGAUAAUCAACAUCGACGAGCCUUUCAAUCGUGAGGACUUGCAAGCACUCGUGGAACGCUCGCUUGAGAGUUUUUGCAACUUCUACAUCACAUCGGUUGCACCAGAUGUGAGUCCACAUGAGGCGGAUGCCCUCCUGGCCCAACUCUCCCGUUCCGAUGAAGAGCUGGAGGAAAUAUCACAAUCCGAUACAGAAUGCAUGAUGGAUGCGUUUGAUAUUUUUGAUUCCUUCAUCGAGCAAAAUACGCCGCCGUCCCGACCAAAAGAGGAGGCUGCAGCGGGUGCAAAAGAUGAUAUCUCCACUCCUACAUCUCGCUCUCCGUCUCCUGCUGAUAUGGAUAUCGAAAGUAUUCCAGCAGAAGCUGAUAACUCCAUAACCGAAAAUGUUGCUAAUGAGUCUGGACACUCCGAUGAACCCUGCGAUGAUGCUACACUCAAUCAGCCAUCAGGACCUGAAGGCGCUCCACUUCCCCAAUCGCCUUCCGUAGAAAAUGGAGAGGUUGACUUGUGUGGCAAGGACGCAGUGGAGGAAUCAGAACAGGAGGAAGGGGAAAUAGUUGAUGACGACAACACACAUCAAGAUGCGGAGCCACUGGAAGAGGGAGAGGAGGAUGACAGUGGAGGCGACAUCGACCAGACUGAAGAGGCCAUCAUGCGUGAAUGGGCUCCUGUGGCGGAAAGCAAGGCUCGCACAAAGUUGGCAUACACGGUGGCAGUACAGAAGGCACUGAACGACGCAAUGAAAUCUUGUCGGCGCGAACUCUCCGUGGUUGUUGCUCUCGGAGCCUUCAGUGGGAAUUCUGGGCGGAGCACUGUAGCGGAGAUGAGCACCAGCACGCCUUCCGCCACUGCCACCGCCAAAUCGGUCGAGCGUGGCAUUCGCAACGCUGUGGCUCGCUCCCAUGUAAGCCUCACUCUGUUGUCUAGCCGCCGCAGCGCUCCUGUAGCACCUCCCUCCUAUAGCCGGGCAGCGAUGCUGAAUAUCCGCGAAAAGAUCCAAUCUUCUCUGCUGCGCCAGAAGCAGAGCAAGCAGGCUAUUUUUCGGAAAGAGCUGAACUCUCUGCUUGAACAGUCAAUGGUAUCGGCAUCGGCAGGGAUGACCAAGCUGACCUCCUUUUGA
This is a messenger RNA of Echinococcus granulosus, 2016 nucleotides long. RefSeq lists its product as hypothetical. The record is from RefSeq and is a predicted model, not a curated record. NCBI's taxonomy places the organism in Eukaryota, Metazoa, Platyhelminthes, Cestoda, Cyclophyllidea, Taeniidae. The transcript is spliced from 10 exons. The coding region runs from base 1 to 2016 and encodes 671 amino acids.